AUGACUGAGAGCUCCGUCUUUUUCGUGGUCGCGAUGCUAUUGACGUUGCUGAACCUACUAUGGAUCGGGAUCAGCACGGAGCUUGGCGAGUUCAACCAGAGUUUGUGGAAUCGGGGCACAGAGUCCAUUAUAAUCGAGCAUAUCUUCACGCUUUACAGUAUUGUCGAGAUCGUGCUCCAAAUCAUGAGCAUGAAGCACAGGUCAAAGUGCAUUUUCAGCCCCUGGUUCCGCCUUGACGCAGCGUGCACUGUUGCAAUCGUGCUGGAGGUUCUCGUGGCCCCCCACGUGCCAGCCGCCGCAGGUUCCCUGCUCGCCUACCAGUUGCUGCGACUGACGCGGCUGGCGUGGCUGCUCAAGUUGACGCGCGCAAGGCGGGCCGUGGGGACUAUUCUGAACGGGAUGGCCAGUGGCAUGCGCUCGGCGGCUGACGUCUGGAUCCUUAUCGCCGUCCUCCUGUGCACCUGUGGCGUGCUACUCACCGCCACCAGCCAUCGCAGCGAGCAUCUGAGGGAGCGGUACUUCGGGUCUGUAGGUCACACGAUCUUGUCGCUGCUUUCCCACGGCGUUGCCAUGGACGGUCUUAGUGAAUUAUUCGACGACUUGCGUGCUCAUCACGCGAUCUUCGAAGCGUCGGUGUUUGCCGCGCUCGUGUUCCUGACCUAUUUCGGGCUGUUGAACAUGCUUGUUGGUGUUUUUUGUAACGUCGCCAUUGAAACAAGGCUGCACGAUAAGGACAUAGAGGAGAUUGCUUACCUCGAGCGCCAUCUUGAGGGGGUCGUCAAGUGUUAUAUGGAUGACAACGGUGACCGGCAGAUCAAUGGUGAUACGUUCCAGCUGAUCAUGCAGAACGCCGACGUGCUAGAAACUCUUCGAGCGUGUGGGACCGACGUCGACGGGCUCUUGAUGUUGACCGAGGUCUUGUUUCCUACUGAAGACUCCGCGAUUACAUAUCAAGAUUUUUUCUCUGUCAUCGUGCGCCUCCGUAAGGGAAAGCCCGUGAGCAUGUCUGAGGUCAUCGGGCUACAGGAGUUCAUGAAAGCGAAGAUGGAUCAGCUCGAUGAGAGUAUUCGAGACGGAAUGCAAUUGGAGAGCAGAGAGGCGUCAAGGGUUGGCAGCGUCGUUGACGCAGAUAGAGUGCGUCGCAGGGUCACGCGGUUGCCCGCAGAGGUACGCCCCGAGGAUCGAAUGUCUGUGAUGAUUCCUGUUCGAGAAAGCGCGAAUUCUUCGAAAUCUCCACAAUCUCCAUCGCUACUCAAGCCUCAGUCCCAGGCAGACAAGAUACGCAAGAAUUGGAUCAGCAACUUGGGGGAUUCUCGGCAGCGCUCCUUCUGA
Prorocentrum cordatum is the source of this 1332-nucleotide messenger RNA. The record is from the annotation of a GenBank genome assembly. Lineage: Eukaryota; Dinophyceae; Prorocentrales; Prorocentraceae.